UGGCUAAAAGUGAAAGAGCUGCUUUUUUUCGGAGCUCAGCUCUCUGAAUCGCUCUGGAAAAUUGGUUCUUCUGAAUAGGUGAAGGAGGAAAAACGUUUAAUAGGAUACGAGGGAGGUUCUGCUCUUGCAAUCUGCUCCUUAAACAGGUGGAAAUUGGACCUUCUCAAUAAUACAAAUAGAUUAAAUCACACAUAUUCGAUCAAAUCCUGGCCUUUGGUGAGAGGAAGCGGACUCGAGGAGAGAAACAUAAACAAUAAUCUGUAAUAACUGUCAUGUAUACCACCCCCGUGGCUGCGUAUAAAUGGGCGGUGGGAGAAGGGACUGGACUGGUGAUGGCGUUUCCUUGUCACCCUGAUACAAGAGAAGACAGGGCGGCUAGACAACUGCUGCUCACACCAAGUUCGGUAAAAAUGGCGAGUUCUCUUCCUUUGGAAGCAGUGAUGUCCUGCCCAAGACACGAGACCAGGAAUGGAACCCCCGCCGCCCCGAAAGCGCUGGCCUUCUCCAUUGACAGAAUCAUGUCCAAGACUUCGGAACCAAAAAACGCAUUUGAGGACCGCCGUGGAGUGGAAAUUUCAGACAGCAAGAAGAUGCUUAGCUUAUGCUCACCUAUUCCUUGCAUGAUCCCGAUUCAACCUUUCAGCUACGACCUUCAAGCGAAAGCCUUGAUGAACUACUCCGAAUUUUGGAAAGCUAAUUUUAGGGGGACAAUAUGUACUUCUGCGGCGAUGUGCAAAGCCAAUUGUGGGGUGUGCACGAAAACGGACUCCGGGUUUAAGCAUUCGCUAUUGCCAGGAACGAGAGUGAUAAAGCCCCAAGUAAUUCAUCAAACAGUGGCGGUGCCGACAAACGGCUCGCUAUAUUAUUUCAACUAUUUGGACUCUGCAUAUCAUCCUGAUUUACUCAGUGGACAUUUAUUUUCUUCGAGCAUUGCGAAUUCUCAAGCGCACGCGUCCCUCAAUGCACAUCAGAGAUUACUUUUGCUCGAAAAUGCUAAACUUGCCAGUUCCACAGCCGAAAAGUUUCCUACACCGCAAUAUCCACACAAGGAACAUCUUCCCGGACAACUGGACCAGAUCGUAAAGGAAAAUCACAGCCUAACUUCGGAGAAAAAUGGCGUGAAAGCGCACAAUAAAUUAAGCAACACCGCAACAGAUGGAAAACCGAAGAACUUCACGUGUGAAGUGUGUGGAAAGGUGUUCAACGCGCAUUAUAACUUAACUCGUCACAUGCCGGUGCACACAGGCGCCAGACCGUUCGUGUGCAAAGUGUGUGGGAAAGGUUUCCGUCAAGCCAGCACGUUAUGCCGACACAAAAUCAUUCAUACACAGGAAAAGCCUCAUAAAUGUAAUCAGUGUGGAAAGGCCUUCAACAGGAGUUCGACACUAAACACUCACAUACGGAUUCAUGCUGGAUACAAACCGUUCGUCUGCGAAUUUUGUGGAAAAGGUUUCCACCAAAAAGGAAACUACAAGAACCACAAGCUUACGCACAGUGGCGAAAAGCAGUACAAAUGCUCAAUCUGCAACAAAGCCUUCCACCAGAUUUACAACCUGACCUUCCACAUGCACACGCACAAUGACAAAAAGCCGUUCACUUGUGGAACUUGCGGGAAAGGAUUCUGCCGGAACUUUGACUUGAAGAAACACAUAAGGAAACUGCACGACAGCAAUUCCUGCUUGUCUGCUUCGAACGACUCUUCCAGAGGACUCCAGAGCUGAGCAAUAUUUCUUUUUCCGUUGGAUUUGGACAAUCGCAAAUAUGCCUAGUGUUGCUGUAUAUAACUAACGAACAUUUAUUAUAUACAGAUAAUAAUUAGGCUACAACACUCCUACACUCCUAUGGAAUUAAGAUCAUCUAUUUUUCUUUCGAUCAAAAUAAGUGUUGAUGACAGUUUAAGGACUACAUUGUAAAUAAUAUGAUUAAUAAAAUGUUAUUUAAAUGUUUUCCAUGGACGCAUUUUUAUGUUUUGUAAUGUAGAACUUGUUCACAGCAACUAUUGUAAUACGUGAAUCGUAGACGUUUUAUAGGCUACGUGAAAGCGUAAGUUAUAUGUAAACAAAUGAAUGUUUAAGAGCAUGAGGUGUUGACAUUUAUGAAAACAUUUGAGAAAUAAUCUUUAACCCUUAAUAAAAAAAAAUGAAA
Anguilla anguilla (European eel) is the source of this 2145-nucleotide messenger RNA. RefSeq names its product FEZ family zinc finger 2 (gene fezf2). Gene Ontology annotation, cellular component: nucleus. Bases 273 to 1721 code for a protein of 482 amino acids. Lineage: Eukaryota; Metazoa; Chordata; Actinopteri; Anguilliformes; Anguillidae. The record is from RefSeq and is a predicted model, not a curated record. The transcript is spliced from 6 exons.